GGAAGACGUGGCUGUUGCUGCAGUGGCAGCUGUCAUCCAAAUUACUCUGAAAUAAAUACUCAAGACUAUAUUUAAUAUUUUUCUUUAUUUAUAUUUAUUUUCGCCCCUCCUUUCAGCGUCAAAAUGAUUUCUCUUACGGACUCCCAGAAGAUUGGAAUGGGGUUAACAGGCUUCGGCGUGUUUUUCCUCUUCUUCGGGAUGAUCCUGUUCUUUGAUAAAGCUCUGCUGGCUAUUGGAAAUAUCCUGUUUGUUGCUGGACUCGCCUUCGUCAUCGGGCUGGAGAGGACUUUCCGUUUCUUCUUCCAGAAGCACAAGAUGAAGGCCACGAGUUUCUUCCUGGGAGGCGUGUUUGUGGUGCUCAUUGGAUGGCCCAUCAUUGGCGUUGUGCUGGAGGUCUACGGCUUCUUCCUCUUGUUCAGGGGUUUCUUCCCAGUUGUAGUGGGCUUUAUCAGAAGAAUACCAGUCCUGGGCUCCAUCCUAAACCUCCCCUUCAUCAGCGCAUACGUGGACAAAGUAGGCGAGAGCAACACGAUGGUAUAACAGAGACUUUUUCUACCUGGAGAUGCUGUCUGAGAGCAGCAGCUUUUAUAAAACAACACAACGUCCCAUCAGCUGGUUUGAAGCCCCCCCUUCCUGCUGGCAGAGACUGCUACCUGUCUGCCUGUAAUUUCACCGCUCAGCUCCACCAAUCAAAGGGUCAUCAGAGCGUCACACCACCCGCCUGUUACUGAAGGGUGGAGUCACCAAGGUCACUACAGUAAAUACUUCCAAUGCUAUUGAUCCCCUCUCCAUUGAGGCGUGAAUAUAAAGGACGGAGACUUUCCUCCUCUGUGGGACAAAAACGGAUAGACAGAUGGAGGAUUAGAGAAGUGGACCUGCCGCUUGCCAUACUUUCUGUGCCUGUGCUUUAACUUUAUUUGGAUGAGAGUUUUGAAGUUUUGUGUCUUUGCAGUAAUUCUGUGAUGCUUUAUUUCUUUUUGUCUUGCAGCUUUUUGAGUGUUGCUGAUGUGAUCUUUUCCUUCUGUUACAUGUCAUUUCUUGUUACGGUUUGCUGAUAUCAGUGUAAAUUAUUCCUAAACUGAUCAAUGCUUUACUUUAUGUGUACUGAAGAUCUCUGUGAUCAUUCUGGAUUUUGUUACAACGGCUCCUUUCCCGUAACCCAGCUGACAAAUCCUCCAAAGAGGCUAGUGCACUAACACGGCUGGUGAGCAUAACCCUUAAAUUACACAUACUCCGUCUGCGUAGAGAACUGCACACCUAGCUCAGUCUGAUCAAAUCACUUCUUUUCUAGUUAAGAAUCGGCUCAUGUGAAGCCACAGACAGCGAGUAUUUCAGACCAGAACAGUGCCAUCUCUAGGCCUGUAGCCAUUUGUGAUAUUGCAGCUAAGGCUUUUCUUUUAGCACGAAAAACUUGCAGGAAAACUCAAGCACAUUGUUGAAAUUGCACAAAAACACAGUCAAUGUUUAGGUCAGGAGUUUUCCUGCAACUUUUGAUAAUUUGAAAUGAGAAAUUACACGAUAUUAUGUGCUUAGAUCUUCUAUUUUUGCAUCCGUGGUUCCUAAAACUGUCAUCGAUAUCAUUCAUUUGAAAUAGCUAUGACAUUUAAAACUCUGGUUUCUUUACAACCUCUGUUUUUUCAACUGAUGGCAGAAAUCUUAAAAAAAAAAAAAAAUCUCAAUUAUGCCUCUUGCUAUCAGUAAUUUUUCCAUUUAUGUUGGUUUUGUUGAUGAGAAAGGCUCCUUAAGUUAAAAAAAUGAUCCUAAAGUUCUGCGCAUCAUCUCUUUUUGGAGAAAUCUGACGAUUUAUUUCACAUGCAUCAGUUAUUUAACUCUUUAGUUAAUGAAUCAACUCUUAAACCCAGAGAAGUAACACUCCUUAACACUACCAAAACUGUAAAAUACAAAGCAGCUGCAGCUACAUUCAGAAUAUUUAUAAAUCUACAGGCCUUUUUUAUGUAUAUUAGCGUCAGAUUUAUGAAAGUUCUUGUCCUCUUCGAGCUUCAUCUCUCGUCUUUGUUGCAUUCAUCCAGUGUCCUUAAACUCUGCUCAGCUUUAAAUGUUUAUAUUUCUUUUUUUUUUAAUUUUAAAAGAGAGAAAACGUUUUCCUCCAGACGUCAGCCAACCAGAGAACCAAUAAAAUAAAUCCUCCAGCUGUGGGUUUUUUUUGUUCCAAGCAUUCAGAGAACUGAAGUUAGCUGUGAAAUGACAAUGUUUUCUUGUACGGCACUUUUGUAAAUAUACUUUGGAAUUAAGCUUUG
Messenger RNA from Cheilinus undulatus (humphead wrasse), 2258 nucleotides. RefSeq names its product golgi transport 1Ba (gene golt1ba). NCBI's taxonomy places the organism in Eukaryota, Metazoa, Chordata, Actinopteri, Labriformes, Labridae. The coding region runs from base 124 to 540 and encodes 138 amino acids. Gene Ontology annotation, biological process: retrograde transport, endosome to Golgi; endoplasmic reticulum to Golgi vesicle-mediated transport. The record is from RefSeq and is a predicted model, not a curated record. The transcript is spliced from 5 exons. Gene Ontology annotation, cellular component: membrane; endoplasmic reticulum.